Messenger RNA from Rhododendron vialii, 2154 nucleotides. RefSeq lists its product as uncharacterized. Gene Ontology annotation, molecular function: protein binding. The coding region runs from base 69 to 1529 and encodes 486 amino acids. The record is from RefSeq and is a predicted model, not a curated record. The transcript has 2 exons. Lineage: Eukaryota; Viridiplantae; Streptophyta; Magnoliopsida; Ericales; Ericaceae.
AAAAGAUCAAAUCGUUUUCAAUACAGUACCAAUAUAUCUCCCUCCGUUUUCGCUCGAUUUCACUUCCGAUGUCGAUGAAGAGGGAUUUUGUGGGUUCUUCAUCACCAUCAUGGAAAAGAACAAGGUUUGAUUUCGACGAUUCUGAGGUAUAUCUGCUUUACAAUCUCCACAGUGGUCCUGUUAGAUAUGUGAUGUACAAGCUUCAUACUAGUGCUAUCGGUAAUGAUGAUGAUAAGGGAAACGAUUCGACUAGGAUACCAAAUUUAACUACUGUAUUUGAACUGCCUCGUGAGAAAUAUCCCGGCUCUAUGGGCUCUUUCGCCCUGGGCUCUAGGAUCUAUCUGCUCGGGGGUGAAGUCGGACUUCACGGUGAAGUCGAUUUCGUUCUCCAGGAUGGCAGCAAUACUCAACGCAUCUCAAAAAAUGUGUAUUUCUUUGAUACUGCAGCUGCCAUUUCCGCCCCUUCAUCUUUAUCGGUGGCACCUCCUAUGGAAGGUGGUAAGAGGUUACCGCGGGCAAUUCACGUGAAUGGGAUGGUAUACGUCAUUUCAGAUAUUCCUAGUUUCUAUACUUGCUACUGUGAGGAGGAGCCAUUAUUCGAGGUUUUCGACCCACUGGGUAAUGAGGGUGAGGGAAAGUGGUCUUCCUUGCCCAGACCUCCUUUCUAUUGCCGCUCUAGUAACCAUGGGAGCCAUGAGAUUAACGGUGCAGGCAGGAUUCUCUCCUAUGCUGUUGUGGCCCAUCAGAUUUUUUUCUUCACCACCAAAAAGGACCAAGUGAACGUUUUUGAUGUCUACAAACGCGGAUGGACGUCUUUGAAGGUCUACAACGGGCGUAAUAACCGUUUGCCCUUUGGGAAGACAGUCAUGCCGAUAUCUGACUCUGUGUGGGCUGCCCUUGGUACUUCUCCCUGCCGUAUGUCCCCCAUUAGUACUUUCAAUCUCACAGCAGAUUUUAGAUUGGUAGGGAAAGAGGUCGAAGGCCUCGAGACUAUCCGUUUUACUCACGAGCCACCUCUAGCCUAUGGCAUUUAUUACCAUCUCCUUGACAUGGGGAAUGGCUUGGUUUGUCUUCUCAAAUUUGGCAACGAUGAGGAGGGCUUCAUGAAAGGGAAGGCAUACGUUUCUGCUACCGUGUUUCACCUUGUCAAAAAGUGCACGGAUAAGGUCUCUUUUGGCGAAUCAAAUUAUUGGCUGGGUCAAAGAUUGUUGCCCUUGCUCCCACCGGGUGUCCGAAUGCAUGAUUACAGCGAGGUUAUUGGAGAGAUACAAGUAUUUGGUGCUGAAGGACUCCGCAGCUCUUUGUUUGCCCCUGGGGUCGAAAACUACAAUACAACCUAUGCCGCAGUUGGUAGCUUCGUUAUGGGGAAGGAGGGAAGAAGCCUUUGCCUGACUUGCAACUGGAGGGUAAUUUGUAAAGCAAUUAGCUUGUGGCCUGUGUGUUUUUCAUUCCUCCUUUCAUUGAAUAUCUCUAAGUGUCCUAAGCAGUUUCCACGUUCUAAUGACCUCAUUGUGUAUGUAUCCGUGUAGCCGUAUAAAUGACUAUAUAUCUGUGCACACAAUUUACACAUACGUACGAAUAUUUUUAUGCUUGCAUGGGUUUGAAGAGAAAUUUGAGGGGAGUGUAUUUUGAAGCUCCCCAAGAAGAAAGAAGAAUGAUGUUUGUAAAUGUACGAACUUAUCCAUCUCCGGUUAUUGUAUCUUGGGGUUUGUUUUGUAAUCCUCCAUGUUUUCAAUUCAUGACUUCACAAUCUAGAUGAACUACCAGGCAAACACACAUGUGCCGUUUUCCUACAACACGCCUUGUCUACCUACCUGGUUCCUCCUCUUUUAGAACAUCAACAAGCACGGAUCAAUAUGUGUCAAACUGCAGCUCUUUAAUAAGAUGAGGCCCUAUAUUAAUAGGUUAUGAGAAAUGGACAAAAUUAUGCACCUCAAUGUGAAAACUGUUCUAGUUUGGUGGUUUUUGUGUCUCUACCCAUGAGUUCGUACAGGUUAGAUGAAUUGUGAAGGAAAAAGCUGCUCAGAUAAGUACACUUCCAUUUUAGUUCCAAUUACUUGCAACAAAAAAAAGUUGCCCUUAGCAAGAUCAAGAUUGAGGCAAUUGCAGAGAAACAUGAAUUGACGGGUUAUUUCACUUUUUAAAGCUUUGCUG